Molecule: messenger RNA, 2312 nt
Organism: Ochotona princeps (American pika)
Lineage: Eukaryota; Metazoa; Chordata; Mammalia; Lagomorpha; Ochotonidae
Gene: PRKAA1
Product: protein kinase AMP-activated catalytic subunit alpha 1
Exons: 10
Coding region: 211-1905 (564 amino acids)
Biological process (GO): intracellular signal transduction; protein phosphorylation
Cellular component (GO): cytoplasm
Molecular function (GO): AMP-activated protein kinase activity; ATP binding
Source: RefSeq, a predicted model, not a curated record
GCCCCGCCAGGGGGAGCGGCUGCGCCGGGCGGCCGGAGUGGACUGCGCGCGGGGCGCAAGGGGCGCCCCGGGCGCGCGGGGCGGCGGCCCAGCCCGGCCCGGCCGGCGGCCUCCCGCGUCCCCACCCUCUACCCGCCCCCGGCGCGGCCCUAUCCGCCCCCUCCGCCCCCUCCCGCGGCGCCUCUGCGCAGACUCAGUUCCUGGAGGAAGAUGGCGACCGCCGAGAAGCAGAAACACGACGGGCGGGUGAAGAUCGGACACUACAUCCUGGGGGACACCUUGGGGGUCGGCACCUUCGGCAAAGUGAAGGUUGGCAAACAUGAAUUGACUGGGCAUAAAGUUGCCGUGAAGAUACUCAAUCGACAGAAGAUUCGCAGUCUGGAUGUGGUAGGAAAAAUCCGCAGGGAAAUUCAGAACCUCAAGCUUUUCCGGCAUCCUCAUAUAAUUAAAUUGUACCAGGUCAUCAGUACACCAUCUGAUAUUUUCAUGGUGAUGGAAUAUGUCUCAGGAGGAGAACUAUUUGAUUAUAUCUGUAAAAAUGGAAGGAAAUCUGAUGUACCUGGAGUAGUAAGAACAGGCUUCAUGAAGGAGCUGGAUGAAAAAGAAAGCCGACGUCUGUUCCAGCAAAUCCUCUCUGGUGUGGAUUACUGCCACAGGCAUAUGGUGGUGCACAGGGAUUUGAAGCCUGAAAAUGUUCUGUUGGAUGCGCACAUGAAUGCAAAGAUAGCUGAUUUUGGUCUUUCAAACAUGAUGUCAGAUGGUGAAUUUUUAAGAACAAGUUGUGGCUCCCCCAACUAUGCGGCACCAGAAGUAAUUUCAGGAAGGUUGUACGCAGGCCCAGAGGUAGAUAUAUGGAGCAGUGGUGUUAUUCUUUACGCUUUACUCUGUGGAACUCUCCCAUUUGAUGAUGAUCAUGUGCCAACUCUGUUUAAGAAGAUCUGUGAUGGGAUCUUUUAUACCCCUCAGUACUUAAAUACUUCGGUGAUUAGCCUUCUAAAACAUAUGCUGCAGGUGGAUCCCAUGAAGAGAGCCACCAUCAAAGACAUCAGGGAACACGAAUGGUUUAAACAAGACCUUCCAAAAUAUCUCUUUCCUGAGGAUCCAUCAUACAGUUCAACCAUGAUUGAUGACGAAGCGUUAAAAGAAGUGUGUGAGAAGUUUGAGUGCUCGGAAGAAGAGGUGCUCAGCUGCCUUUACAACAGAAAUCACCAGGACCCGCUGGCAGUGGCCUACCACCUUAUCAUAGAUAACAGGAGGAUCAUGAACGAAGCCAAAGAUUUCUACCUGGCAACCAGCCCACCCGAUUCUUUCCUUGACGAUCACCAUUUAACUCGGCCCCAUCCGGAAAGAGUACCGUUUUUAGUCGCUGAAACGCCAAGGACACGCCACACCCUUGAUGAAUUAAAUCCACAGAAAUCCAAACACCAGGGUGUAAGGAAAGCAAAAUGGCAUCUGGGAAUUAGAAGUCAAAGUCGGCCAAACGAUAUCAUGGCAGAAGUAUGCAGAGCAAUUAAGCAGUUGGAUUAUGAAUGGAAGGUUGUAAACCCCUAUUAUUUGCGGGUACGAAGAAAGAAUCCUGUGACAAGCACGUAUUCCAAAAUGAGUCUACAGCUGUACCAAGUGGACAGUAGAACUUACUUACUGGAUUUCCGGAGUAUUGAUGAUGAAAUCACAGAAGCCAAAUCAGGGACAGCUACUCCACAGAGGUCGGGAUCCGUUAGCAACUAUCGAGCCUGCCAAAGGAACGAUUCAGAUGCUGACGCUCAAGGAAAAUCCUCAGAAGUUUCUCUUACCUCAUCUGUGACCUCACUCGACUCUCCUGUUGACUUAGCUCCAAGACCUGGAAGUCACACAAUAGAGUUUUUUGAGAUGUGUGCAAAUCUAAUCAAAAUACUUGCACAGUAAAUCUAAAAUUAUGCUUAUUUCUUUGAUAGCAAUAAGCAUGUAUAAUAAAUAACAGCUGAAUACUUCCAUUUGCAAUCAAGUUAUACAUAAUUAUAAUUGGGGAUUAGCCUUUUAGAACACAGUUUGCACAGAGAUUGGAACAUGAGUGAUAGGUAAAAGCCUAAGGUGCAGAAAUGAAAUGAGAACAUUUUGUUGUUUAUUGUUCAGCAGGCAUCUAUCAUCAUAUAAUAUAUGUACAAGAAUUAUAGGUUUCUCAGGCUCACUUGACUUUUUUCUGUUUUAAUUUUAGUGUACACAGGGCUUCGCAAAAUAUUAAUUUGCCAUAGGGCUUUCAUGUAUUAUUACAUGUUGAUAUGUUGUAUGUUGCUUCAUUUUUUUAUUCAAUAAAUAGUUGCUUAGAAUCCCCA